Messenger RNA from Sphaerulina musiva SO2202, 786 nucleotides. RefSeq lists its product as uncharacterized. Gene Ontology annotation, cellular component: EMC complex; membrane. The record is from RefSeq and is a predicted model, not a curated record. The transcript is spliced from 4 exons. Bases 1 to 786 code for a protein of 261 amino acids. Lineage: Eukaryota; Fungi; Ascomycota; Dothideomycetes; Mycosphaerellales; Mycosphaerellaceae. Gene Ontology annotation, biological process: protein folding in endoplasmic reticulum.
AUGGGGGCCGCGGGUGUAGUUGAACAGCAGAUCCAUCGGGAUCCUGCCCUCUUCUACUGGAUCCUGCUUCCCAUCACCAUCGUCAUGGUCUUGACCGGUAUCUUGCGCCACUAUCUCUCGACUCUCCUGCAAUCAACGCCGAAACCGCAGCCGUUGCCGAAAACCCGCCAACAGCGCUCUCUUCUUCGCAUGCAGAACCUCCGUAUGAACAACACGCAAAUCAGCAAAGCCGCGUUCGAAAAGAGAAAAGAGUUCUACCACGAAGCGGUCAAGGAGGGCAGGUUUCUGGCAGACCCAGAGAACAGGGGCAAGCCACCGGCCAACCCACUCACGGAUCCGGGAGCAAUGGACGGCAUGAUGGGCAUGAUGAAGGGCAACGUGGCGAUGAUGGUACCGCAGUCAUUGAUCAUGGGAUGGAUCAACGCUUUCUUCAGCGGCUAUGUCAUCAUGAAACUCCCCUUCCCUCUUACACCGCAAUUCAAGCAGAUGCUGCAAGCGGGCGUGGGCACGAGGGACCUCGACGUACGAUGGGUGAGCAGUCUCAGUUGGUAUUUUCUGACCCUGUUCGGAUUGCAACCUGUGUACAACUUCAUCUUGGGGAGCAACAAUGCGGCCUCACAAGUUGCUCAACAGAUGGCUCAGUCGCAGAUGGGUCAGAAUCCAAUGGGUGGUGCGGAGGAUCCCGAUAAGCAGUUCAAAGCCGAGAUUGAAAACCUCGAGGUCAUCGAGCACAACUACAUACUUGAUGGCGUAGAGGAGCGACUGCUUGCAAAAGUCGGGCGCUAG